Messenger RNA from Anoplopoma fimbria (sablefish), 6709 nucleotides. It is a transcript of the gene lrrc8aa, whose product is annotated as leucine rich repeat containing 8 VRAC subunit Aa. The record is from RefSeq and is a predicted model, not a curated record. NCBI's taxonomy places the organism in Eukaryota, Metazoa, Chordata, Actinopteri, Perciformes, Anoplopomatidae. The transcript has 3 exons. The coding region runs from base 162 to 2552 and encodes 796 amino acids. Gene Ontology annotation, molecular function: protein binding.
ACGGACUGGAUCUCUGUGCGGUUUUCUCCACCGUCACUGCUGUACGGGGCCCCGGCCCGGUGUCCGACCGGCCACAGCUGCAGAGGAGACGCUUGAGAAAUGUGUCACCUGUGUGCGGCGGAGGCGAGAGACACCACCUUUACUAAGACAGAUAAACCAUCAUGAUUCCCAUCACAGAGCUCCGGUACUUUGCUGACACCCAGCCGGCGUACCGCAUCCUGAAGCCAUGGUGGGACGUUUUCACCGACUACAUCUCCAUCGUCAUGCUGAUGAUCGCGGUGUUCGGUGGCACGCUGCAGGUCACGCAGGACAAGAUGAUCUGCCUGCCUUGCAAGUGGGUGGUCAACAAGUCCUGCGAGACCAUGCCCGUCCCGAAUGCGAGCGCCGCCUACGCGUCGGAGCCCAAGGGCAUCCAGUACGACCUCGACCGCCAUCAGUAUAACUACGUCGACGCCGUCUGCUACGAGAACAAACUGCACUGGUUUGCCAAAUAUUUCCCCUACCUGGUGCUACUCCACACCCUCAUCUUUUUGGCCUGCAGCAACUUCUGGUUCAAGUUCCCCCGCACAAGCUCCAAACUGGAGCACUUUGUCUCCAUCCUCCUCAAGUGCUUUGACUCCCCGUGGACAACAAGGGCUUUGUCCGAGACCGUGGUGGAGGAGAGCGACCCCAAGCCGUUGGGGAAAAUGAACGGCUCGAUGGACAAGAAGGCCUCGUUUGUGAGCGAGGACGUCGAGGCCAGCGUGCCCAUGCUCCAACGAACAAAGUCCAGGAUAGAACAAGGAAUCAUCGAUCGCUCAGAAACCGGGGUUCUAGAUAAGAAGGAAGGGGAGCAGGCCAAGGCUCUUUUUGAGAAGGUGAAGAAGUUCAGGAUCCAUGUAGAAGAGGGCGAUAUAGUGUACCGUCUUUACAUCCGUCAGACCAUCAUCAAAGUAAUCAAGUUCAUACUGAUAAUCAGCUACACGGCCUACUACGUACGCUACAUCAGGUUCAGCGUGGUGUGCACGGUGAACAUUCAGAAACUCACAGGGUACAGCACGUUCUAUUGUGCUCACCCGUUAGCAACGCUUUUCAAGAUUUUGGCCUGUUUCUACAUCAGCCUGGUGGUGGUUUACGGUCUCAUCUGCAUGUACACUCUUUGUUGGAUGGUCAGCCGCUCCCUCAAACGAUACUCCUUCGAAUCCAUCCGCGAGGAGAGCAGCUACAGCGACAUCCCGGACUUGAAGAACGAUUUCGCCUUCAUGCUCCACAUGAUAGAUCAGUACGACCCUCUCUACUCCAAGCGCUUUGCGGUGUUUCUGUCGGAGGUGAGCGAGAACAAGCUGAGGCAGCUGAACCUGAACAACGAGUGGACGCUGGAGAAGCUGAGGCAGCGCAUCACCAAGAACUCGCAGGAAAAGCUGGAGCUGCACCUGUUCAUGCUCAGUGGGAUCCCGGACACGGUGUUUGAUCUGGUCGAGCUGGAAGUGCUCAAGCUGGAGCUCAUCCCCGACGUAACCAUCCCGCCGAUCAUCGCCCAGCUCUCCAACCUGAGGGAGAUGUGGCUCUAUCACACGCCAGCUAAAAUCGAAGCACCGGCUCUUGCUUUCCUGAGAGAGAACCUGAAGUCUCUCCACAUCAAGUUCACGGACAUCAAGGAGAUCCCGCUGUGGAUCUACAGCCUGAAGAACCUCAGCGAGCUGCACCUCACCGGGAACCUGAGUGCCGAGAACAACCGCUACAUCGUCAUCGACGGGCUUCGGGAGCUCAAAAGGCUCAAAGUGCUGCGUCUGAAAAGCAACCUGACCAAGCUGCCGCAGGUGGUGACGGACGUGGGCGUGCACCUCCAGAAGCUCUCCAUCAACAACGAGGGCACCAAGCUGAUGGUGCUCAACAGCCUGAAGAAGAUGGUCAACCUGACGGAGCUCGAGCUGGUUCGCUGCGACCUUGAACGCAUUCCGCACUCCAUCUUCAGCUUGCACAACCUGCAGGAGAUCGACCUGAAGGACAACAACCUGAAGACGAUCGAGGAGAUCAUCAGCUUCCAGCACCUGCACCGCCUCGUGUGCCUGAAGCUGUGGUACAACCAGAUCGCCUACAUCCCCAUUCAGAUCGGGACCCUCACCAACAUGGAGAGGCUGUACCUGAACAGGAACAAGAUCGAGAAAAUCCCCAGUCAGCUUUUCUUCUGCCGCAAGCUGCGCUUCUUAGACCUGAGUCACAACAACCUGACCGGCAUCCACGCCGAUGUGGGCUUCCUCCAGAACCUGCAGUACUUUGCUGUGACAGCAAACAGGAUCGAGACUUUGCCCCCAGAGCUCUUCAAGUGCAAGAAGCUGCGCACUCUGAAUCUGGGAAACAACUGCCUGCAGACGCUGCCGUCACGCUUCGGGGAACUCACCGGGUUGACCCAGCUGGAGCUGAGAGGGAACCGUCUCGAGUGUCUCCCGGUGGAGCUCGGUGAGUGUCGGCUGUUGAAGAAGAGCAGUCUAGUGGUGGAGGAGGACCUCUUCAACACGCUGCCGCCCGAAGUCAAGGAGCAGCUUUGGAGGGCCGAUAAGGAGCAAGCUUGAGCCGAAACCUCUGUGGAGAGCUGCAGAGGAGAGAAGUUUGAUUGGAAGAAUAAUCGAGCAGUGAUUUUUGUUUGUAAAAGAAGGCGAACCUCUAGAGUUUGCAGAAGUGUGAGCCAUGCUCAGAAAAGUGAUGGAUCGCCUCCCUGGCAGGACGUUACAAAAGCAAAAGGAUGUUAGCUUUCAAGACACCCCAAGGAUGUAAUGUUGGAAAUCACACGUAACACGGUCGCCAAAGAAAGAUCCCCACGAUGGAAGGGUGAUCAGUAAUGUGGCUUAUCUGUAAUAUCAUCCUGAUAUAUAAAAUACAUAGCAGCUGCAAGGAUUCAAGCGGGUGAUGUUGCAUAUGCAUGCUACUGUAGGACCUUGCUAAAGCAAACCCGUUCAAUAGAGAGAGCCGAAACAACAGAACAAACUUUGCACGAUUCAGCCUUGCCACUGAGCUAGAUGUGCUCACGAUCACUUCUUUGCUGAUCAUGGGAAGCAUGCACAAAUGAAAUGUGCUCAAAGCAGUGUUUGCCUGACCUUCCUCCGGCCUUGAGACUCAAAACUUUUUGACAUUCUUACAAUAACAUUUGCUGUUGAGGCUCAGAAUACGGGAAGAUCUUAGUAAAUGAGUUCUAGAGCAACCGGCCCCAAAGGUUUGGUCCUGUUGUUUUCUUUUUCAGGCUCUUUUUACGCUUAACAAGCUCGGAGGCAUCUUUUUAUGUGAACAAAAUGACAAAAUCAUCUCACAGCUUAGGCCUUAACACAGCGGACUGAUGUGACGCCAUCAAAGAACACAAACGGGAACAAACUCUACAGUACAAUGUCUAAAUACCCUGCAGUUGUUAAUUUAUAACGCCGCCCUGUGAGGUGGGCGUUUUUUCUUGGUUGUGCGGGAGCUUCAGUGGAGCAAUCACUCAUUUUUCUUGGACUUUUUAAUCACUUCUCCAAACAUCAUGUCUCAUUUAGACAUGUGAAGCAGGCUUUCCCUUACUUUGCAUGACUAAACAUCACACACAUUACCGGUGUGUCUUAACAAAGUAUGUGUGAUGAGCUUUGCAUCAGGUGGAUUUGGCCUGAUGAAACAAAAUCAAGAGUCUGUUUCGACUUCAAGGUUCGAAAUUUGGUACUUUUUAAAUGUUACCACACGCUGGUAUCAUGUCUGUGCCUGUGGAACAGACUGUAUGGUGAUUGGUGCAACGUUUAAGUACUACGUUAUACCAACCAGUGAGUGACUGAACGCCACAUAUUCUACACAGCCAUUGAUUUUUUUUUAUUUUUUUUUGUCUAAGACAUUAUUUUAAGCCACUUGUGGAACAUAUACGUGUAGUCGAAGAUCUUAAGUGACCUUUGUCCAACUGAAGGCUGACACGUGUUGCUUUCGCUGACUAGAUUGUAACGGCACAGGAAGUAUGCUGUCACAGGGUCACAAAGGUUCAUGACACUCCCUGUCACGGGUGAUUUCUUUGUCUUUGUUAAAGUAAAACACAUGCAAUCUCGCACAAUGCUAAUCAUACAACAAGAUUAUUAUGUAGACCAUUAAAACAAGCAAGACUCCCGGUACUUUUCUAUGCUCGGUACGAUUUUGAAUUAUGAGACCUGUGGAUUAACUAUCUGCCAGGUACGGCCAUGCUCAAAUAGAAACUAACUCAAGAGCCCAGGCGUUUGUAUGUUAGCCCUUCUAUUCAUCAUCAGCUUACUUUAGGGUAAGCUGGACAUUUGUCAGCGUUUUUUGUUUAUGCACUCAAGAGCAUGGGGACAAACAGGAAAUAACAGAGCGGAGGAAACUGGUUUUGACCGACCCUACACCAGGGAAACGUUUAUUCUCAGAGAGAGUAUGCAGAAUAUGUGAUUUCCACAUUCAUGGUCCAAAUCAGUGCAACAUGCUUUGUCUGCUUGAAACACUUUUCUUGUUAAGACCUUGGAUUUAAUAGCAUCGUUUGGAGUAAAACCCUGCUAUGUUUACUCCAGCCAGGCUUCUUGUUGCUAAUAUGGCCUUAUCUUUUACAAGCUGAAUGCCCUGUUAAUGAUCACAAACAAUCACGUUCAUGACUUUUUUUAUUUAUUUUUUUUCUUCGUGUGUUGUAAAAUGUAUAGCUGAAAUGCAUUUGUUUCAUACAUGUAAGUCGUAUGGUAUGUGGUGUUAUUGUUACCAGCUGUUUCUUUUUAAAGGGAAGUUUCACUGUAAUAAUACAAUCGCACCUUUUGUUCACAGUGAAGUUUUUGCUUCACUGAGGUCCCGGCGUCAUCCAGAUGCCCUUCUCGGGGUCAUAAGUAAAUAGCUCCUGUUCUGAAAGAAGAGCCUCAGUCCUGAAUGUGUGGACUAGCAACCAGCUUUAAGGUUGUGAGCGAAGGUCACAGACCAACGUGAAAAGGAACAAAAAAAACGCAGUUAUUUAAAGCAAAUCUCAGCUUCUCCAGCAGGUAUUAACUUUUAAAAACAUGAACACUCCUUCGAAGUGGCAAAUCCACCUCGAUAUGUCUGCUCUAGUUUAAUUUGUGUGAUGCCAAAAAGGAGCUAAAACAUGUUUUUCACUACACUGUGCAGAUAAGUGACCUGUUGGAUGCCAAACAAUGAAUGCAGAUAGGGAAGUCAUUUCUGUUAUUGGCACACUAAACUGCAGUAUAUAUGAAUCUUGUAGUGCAGUAGCUGGCAAUACAUGGAGGGACAAGUUGCAGGACGACUCGUACGUCAUUUCAAAGUAAACUUGAUAUAGUAACAUGGCUCGUCGCAGUGGUGCAGUGCAGCUGCCAGUGCUGCUGACACUAAAAAUCUCCCUCCUGCAGUGCACCGCAGAGUGACAAAUUAGGACUUUCAAACGAUGCCCAUCAGUUGUUUUGUCAAGUGUCGUUUGGCCUUAACUUGGUGGUCGUUAGAGGUUGGAUCAUCAUGACUAAAUAUGCUUUUUUUCUGUCCUAUGUUUGACCGUAAAUGUAUCCUUGGUACAGCAGUUACAGUAUAUUUUUCUCUUGACGUAUGAGUGCCAUUGAUAUUUUAUUUCAGGGUAUCACUGGGAAGUCAUACAACGCUUAAGAUUUGCCAAAACGACUAGACACAUAUCGAUAUAUUCAUAUAUCUGUCAGCUGUGUCCUGAUCAGUCUACGUCAGCAUCACCACACAUCUGCAGUCAGCUUUAUGUGUCUGAGUCUCACUCUGUCCUGCUAACGUUUGGAUUUAUAUGCACAUAUAUCCCCUUUUUUUUUUUCUGACCUCCAGAGCUCUUAGAACAGUCACUUCCCUCUGAGUCACGAGAGGAUGAGAACAUAGAAACCUGCAGCUAGACUCCCUUUUCCUGCACGUCAGCGUCAGCGAGUCGGGUGAAGGUCUAAGCUGAGGUCACUCAGUUUUUUUGCAGGAGGAAGUGUUUUAGUCACUCAUAAACUGCCCCUUGGUUACUUUAAAAACUCUAAUGUACGCACUUUAAUUAGUAUCACGUCAGAAGCGGCCCACUCUCAUCUAAACACCUUAAAUCAUUUCAAUCAAAACAUGUCAAAGCUUUUGUUUCCUUCCGUGCAAAUGCACCGGAAAAAGAUUUGUUUUGAGCUUUUUUGUUGCCUCGCCUGAAUUUAUUUAAAGUAUGUAUCAUCAAAAAAUGGUCUGUACUUCUGUUAUGUUUGCCUUAAGUAGUUUAGUUUGUGUGAAAUUGCGCGGUUAAUUGUUUUUUUCUUACAAAAACUGAACACAUUUGGAUCCACAGAGGGUUUAACAGCAGACAGUGAGACGCUAAUCCUUCCCCCCCCAAAAAAAAAAAAAAGACAGGAUUCAACAACUCAACAGAAAGAACCGACGACAAUCUAACACACUGUUAAAGGAGGGGAGCUCACCCGCACACUGUAAUAUAUUCUGAAGUUUGUACAUUUUUGGACAGUCUCAUACCAUUUCACCUGAACACAGACAUCUCAUUAUUUAAAAAUCCACAUUAUAGCCAUACUGAAGCCUCCCACUUAACCCCCAGCAGCCAUCACUGUUGAACAUACACUCUAAGCUGGAUGGACAGACUUGUUUUAAUCAGAACCGUCUGACGUGACAUGGCCUUUAUUAAUUAAGUGUUGCCCAGUGGACUGAACACUGGCUUUUUAAGCGGGACGUCUGUAACAAUGGACAACUGAACUGUAUUUCGUAUAACGUUCAGACCCUACUUUUUGUACACAUGAUAUUGAAAUAAACACUUAAC